This is a messenger RNA of Mus pahari (shrew mouse), 3213 nucleotides long. RefSeq names its product DDB1 and CUL4 associated factor 4 (gene Dcaf4). NCBI's taxonomy places the organism in Eukaryota, Metazoa, Chordata, Mammalia, Rodentia, Muridae. The transcript has 13 exons. The coding region runs from base 580 to 2259 and encodes 559 amino acids. Gene Ontology annotation, cellular component: Cul4-RING E3 ubiquitin ligase complex. Gene Ontology annotation, molecular function: protein binding. The record is from RefSeq and is a predicted model, not a curated record.
GGGUUCUAGGCAGCCUAGGCUGGCCUUACCAUAGUGACCUCACUUCCUGAACCUUCCAAGUGUCCAUUUUGGCCAUUCAAAGCUAAGUACAGGGAUGGGAACUAAAUGAGACACCCCCCCACACACACACACCUCCCACUUUGAAAAGUGUGGAUCAUUAGUUGCUACCUCAGUGAGAACAUUUUAGAAUGCUGGGGUCAUGGGAUGUGAAGACGUGGAAUGGGUAUGUAGAUGGUUCUGUUGGAAUGUUCCUGCACCUUGGGGUUCCAGGGGGAGCACCUGUAAGUGAAACCACUGGAGUGCUUUCAGAGCAGAGAUGAGAGGGAGUCAUUAAACAUAAACUAGACAUCUGUGAUGUCCCCAAGGAUGAACUGGACACCUGGGGGAUGGGGGGAAGUGUCUUGGAAAGACAUGGAGACAGAUGUUUAUUUCUCUGAGACAAUAGUAAGAAUUCACAUGAGUAUUUGUGGAAAAGAUGUGGAACAAGUUAUUCCUGCCGGGUCACAUCUCUUCUCUAGGACAGAGGAUUGCACUGUCUGUCAGUGGUGGGAGGGGACAUUGGGAAAGUGCUAGGAGCAGAUGAAGGCUGUGGGUAGCAGCCUUAGCAGAGACCAUUGUGAGCAUGGUGGAGCUGCCAGGCAAGAGGGAGAGCCCACAGCCAGGAUGUCUGGUCUUCUGUGUUUCUCUCUCCUAGGAACGGAAAUGGGUAGGAACAUCUGGAAGAGUAGGAGAAGACACAGGCGAGGCCGCCACCAGAGCCCUGCCUCAGGGCAGUGUGAUUCCAGUCAGAGGUUCACCACAGAGGCAUCUCAGAGCUCACAAGAUUCUGGACACCAUGAUGCUGAGUCCCCGUCAACCUUGUCCAGCAGAACUGGAGAGUCUUCAGUGCCAGAACUUCCAGGUUUUUACUUUGACCCUGAAAAGAACCGAUACUUCCGUUUGCUCCCGGGUCACAACAACUGUAACCCCCUCACAAAGGAGGGCAUCCAGCACAAGGAGAUGGAGAGCAGGAGGCUGCAGCUGCUGCAGCAAGAGGACACGCAGACAAAGAAAAUUGCCAGAGUGGGAUUUAAUGCAUCUUCCAUCCUACGAAAAAACCAGCUGGGUUUUCUCAACUUCUCCAGUUAUUGCCGUUUAUCCCAUGAGCUGCGGGUGAGCUGCAUGGAGAGGAAAAAGGUAGAGAUUCAGAGCUCAGACCCUUCUGCUCUGGCAAGUGACCGGUUUAACUUCAUCAUGGCAGACACUACCAGUGACCGCCUCUUCACAGUGAAUGACGUCAACAUCGGAGGCUCCAAGUACAGCAUCAUCAACCUGCGGGGUCUCAAGGCCCCCACGUUCGAGGUGCACAUGCAUGAAAACCUGUACUUUACCAACAGGAAGGUGAACUCUGUGUGCUGGGCCUCACUCAAUCACUUGGACUCCCACAUACUGCUGUGCCUCAUGGGCCUUGCAGAGACGCCAGGCUGUGCCACCUUGCUCCCCGCAUCACUGUUUGUCAGUAACCACCAAGGUACAGACCAGCCUGGCAUGCUCUGCAGUUUCCGGAUCCCUGGGGCCUGGUCCUGUGCCUGGUCCUUGAACGUCCAGGCAAAUAACUGCUUCAGUACAGGUUUGUCUCGGAGGGUCCUGUUAACCAACGUGGUGACAGGACACCGGCAGUCAUACAGGAUCAACAGUGAUGUCUUGGCCCAGCAGUUUGCAGUCAAGACUCCCUUGCUGUUUAAUGGUUGUCGUUCUGGGGAGAUCUUUGCCAUUGACCUGCGUUCUCCAAGUCAAGCCAAGGGCUGGAAGGCUACCCAAAUUUUCCAUGACUCAGCAGUGACCUCUGUGCAGGUCUUCAAGGAGGAGCAAUACCUGAUGGCGUCAGACAUGGCUGGAAAGAUCAAGCUGUGGGACCUGAGGGCCACUAAAUGCGUGAGACAGUAUGAAGGUCAUGUGAAUGAGCACGCCUACCUGCCGCUGCAUAUGCACGAGGAGGAAGGGAUCCUGGUGGCAGUGGGCCAAGACUGCUACACACGGAUCUGGAGCCUCCAGGAUGCCCACCUGCUCAGAACCAUACCCUCCCCAUGCCCAACCUCCAAGGCCAACAUUCCCAGUGUGGCCUUCUCUCCCCGGCUUGGGGGCACCCGGGGCGCCCCAGGGCUGCUCAUGGCCGUCCAGCAGGACCUGUACUGUUUUUCCUACAGCUCAUCCUAUCCAGACAGACAGGAGGAGGGCAGGUGGGAGCUCCCUUCUGUUUCGAAUAAGGACAUUUUAUAAAUGGUGCUUGCUGUAUUCAGAUGGAGUCCUUAAGUGGAAUGCAAAGCGACUGACAUGGGGGACUCGAGAGAUGGCUCAGUGGUUAAGCACUGGCUGCUCUUCCGGAGGACCCAGGUUCAAUUCCCAUCAAUCAAAUGGCACCUCACAACCAUCUCAAACUCCAGUUCCAGAGAAUCCAGCACCCUCUCUGGCCUCCUUGACCCCAAGCAUGCAUGGGAUAUGGACAGAACAUGCAGGCAAAACACCCAUACACAUAAAAUAAGAAAAUACAUUUUUUCCAAUUUUCUAAUUUUGCCAAAGUAUAUUAUGUGGAGUAAUGUCAAUUAAGGCUCAGAGCAUGAACAGCCUCAUCAUAAAAGGUAUGCCUAUUGAGUUCCAUAGGCAUCUCCUUCAUUAGCAAAGUAGGCUCUGGACUGAAGACAGGCAAAGCAGAAUGAAAGCUGCAGCUUUCACCAGGGACUGCCUGGCAGGGAGAUCACCCGAGCACCGCAGGCCAGGAAGAGCUCGAAUGCCCAGGAAAAAGGCAGCUGGGGUGCAGAGGGCAAAGCAAGCCACGGCUUUGUUUCUGUGGACUCAGGACCAGGUUUGACACCAUUAUAUGUGGCCUUCUCAAACAGCAGCAAGAGGUCCCAGAUUUUCUUGUUACCAUGCAUGGGUGGGAAGAUGGAUCUUUGCAGGUGCUGUGGCUCCAAACAGCCCUGAGCGUGCCUUUCUCAGCAUCUCCCAGGCUGGACGAGGCAGCAGCAGCUUUUGGCUUGCCAGUUCUACCCAAGGUCAAAGAAAUUGGCUUUGACUUUUUAUAAUCUUAAGAGUGGCAGUCUAUGAAAUAUUUAUAGUGUUAAAAAUCUAGGCUGGAAAGAUGGCUCCACACUUAAGAGCAUUGGCUCGCUUGCUCUUCCAGAGUUAAAUUCCCAGCAACCACAUGGUGGCUCACAACCAUCUGUAAUGAGAUCU